CAAACCACCACCACCGCCGCCUCCGCUAUAUAAUAAUUGUAUAAUAUAUUAUUUUAAACGACGACGACACGAUAAUUUUCAUAAUACCUCUGUAUAACACACUGCUGUUAUUUUUUAUUUUUAUUUUUUUUUCUUCAUAAUACCGCCGUUUACCGCUUUUGCGAACGGCGCGCCCGCGCCAAUGUCUGUCUCUGGGCCGCGUGCAGUGGCCAUUAUCGCAAUGACCUCCGCCGCCGGUCGGACGGAACUCGUGAUGUUCUCGUGAGGUUUUUUUUGCGUUAAAUAAUACAAAUAUUAUUCUUGUAUUUUUUCAUUUGCAAAAAAAAAUUCCAUUUCGUUUUUGCCCGGCAAAAUAACAACUGCCCCCUCGUCGUCGACCGAUCGCGUCUGUACCGUUUACCACCGAUAUUACCACCUACACUCCUCGCUAGGUACCUCUACUGGGUGUGUUAUACUAUAUUUUAUAACGAGAAAAAAACCAACAUAUCAAAAAAACCAUGGCCGUCAACGGAUGCGGUGGCGAAGGGAUUCGUGUUGCUGCGGGCAAGGCCAACAAAGUGACGGUGGUUUUGGGCGCUCAAUGGGGCGACGAAGGCAAAGGAAAGGUGGUCGACAUGCUCGCUACGAACGCGGAUCUCGUGUGCCGCUGUCAGGGUGGAAACAAUGCGGGUCAUACAGUUGUGGUGGACAACAAGGAAUUUGAUUUUCACUUAUUACCCAGUGGCAUAAUCAACCCUAAUUGCAAAUCUAUUAUUGGUAAUGGCGUAGUAAUUCACCUUCCCGGAUUAUUCGAAGAAUGCAUAAAAAACGAAAAGAAAGGACUAGUGGACUGGAAGAAGAGACUGUUGAUCUCGGAUCGUGCUCAUCUAGUAUUCGAUUUUCAUCAGCAAGUGGACGGACUCCAAGAAAUGGAAAAGGGUAAAAAGUCUUUGGGAACAACGAAGAAAGGUAUCGGACCAACUUACGCUUCUAAAGCUACCAGAAAUGGUCUUAGAUUGGCUGAUUUGCUUGGCGAUUUUAAUACGUUUAAAGAAAAGUUUUACAAUUUGGUCGAGAUACAUCAAAGGAUGUUCCCGAGCUUAGUAGUGCAUCCCGAAGAAGAAUUGAAGAAAUACGAGUACUACGCCAACGAAUUACGACCGUUGGUAGUCGAGACGGUCGGUUAUUUGCAUACGGCUUUGAAAGACGGAAAACGCAUAUUAGUAGAAGGUGCCAACGCGGCUAUGUUGGAUAUCGAUUUCGGUACUUACCCGUAUGUAACGUCAUCAAAUUGUAGCAUAGGAGGUGUUUGUACAGGACUUGGUUUGCCGCCGUCGGCGAUCGGCGACGUUAUCGGAGUAGUUAAAGCGUACACAACCAGAGUUGGUGACGGUCCGUUUCCAACCGAAUUGACAGACGAAAUUGGCGAAAAACUUCAGACGAUUGGCCACGAAAUCGGUGUUACGACCAAACGUAAAAGGCGUUGCGGAUGGUUGGAUAUUCCACUACUGAGAUAUACUUCGAUGGUCAACGGAUAUACUAAAAUAUGUUUGACUAAGCUCGAUAUAUUGGACGAAUUUGACGAAGUGAAUAUUGGAAUCGAAUACGUGUUGAACGGAAAGAAGCUCAACUAUUAUCCGUCCAGUUUGACCGAACUGUCAGCUAUCAAAGUUAAUUACUUGACUUUGCCCGGUUGGAAAGCCAAUAUUGGUGGUAUAAGAUGCUUUAACGACUUACCCGAAAACGCCAAACAGUUUGUUUUCACGAUCACAAAACUCCUCGAAGUCCCAGUUAAAUGGGUCGGAGUCGGUCAAGGCAGAGAAUCGAUGAUAAAUGUUGACUAAUAUUUAGUUUAUAUUAUUUUUUUUUUUAUUACUCACUCAAAAGUGUAUUCAUUGGAUUGUUAUUAAUUAUUAUUUUACUUUCAAAGCACAAACUUCAUUUUUUGUAAGUACGCGGUGUAGACUACAGAACGGGUUUAUUUUCAUUAUUACACGUUCAAUUUGUAUCGGCGACGUAAACACGUUUAUCGACAUUGUGCCAAUGUUGAUUAAAACUUUUUUUUUAUUCAUAAGAAACAAUACAAGCACACAUUUGUACUGUCGCGAGCAUUUGCUGUAAAAACUAUAUUUAUUGUAAAAUGUCUUGAACAUUAAAUAUAUUAUUACCUAUAUAAUAUAUAUACAUAAAGAAAAAAAACAGAAAUCAUGUGCUUACCUUAUAUGGCAUUCGUAAAGUUUGUGGACUCGGAGUUUGUUUUCGAUCACUUCCAAAAUAUAUUGUUUCGUUAUGUUAAAUUUUACUUGUACAAACUGAUUGUUUGUGUUGUCACUCGAUAGCGGCUUUACUCGAUUUUACAGCUAUUCAUCGAUCAAGUAUAAUAAAAAUAUUUAGCCGACUGUUUGCUCGGCAUUUUAUUUUACGUUACGGUGACGCUGUUUGAAUACAUUUUUAAAAUUUCAUUAUGAAAAAUAAUUAAAAAUGAAAUUAAAUAUUAUGUAUUUACUCUGA
Messenger RNA from Adelges cooleyi (spruce gall adelgid), 2490 nucleotides. RefSeq names its product adenylosuccinate synthetase (gene Adss). Gene Ontology annotation, biological process: 'de novo' AMP biosynthetic process; IMP metabolic process. Gene Ontology annotation, molecular function: adenylosuccinate synthase activity; GTP binding. Bases 498 to 1823 code for a protein of 441 amino acids. Gene Ontology annotation, cellular component: cytoplasm. The record is from RefSeq and is a predicted model, not a curated record. NCBI's taxonomy places the organism in Eukaryota, Metazoa, Arthropoda, Insecta, Hemiptera, Adelgidae. The transcript is spliced from 10 exons.